GGACUUAUUUUAAUUUCUCCCAUUUCUUGCAUUUUUGCCACUUUUAGUUAUUUAUCGCUGUCUUAUGUAUUAGUUGCUUCCUCCUUUCGGAGGGGAAUGUGCUUUUAUAGAAUCAGCGAAAUGUGAUUUUGGGAAGUUAAGUCCUAUUCUGUAAACACUUGUUAAACCCUACUACGUACCGGAGGAUGACCAUAAGAAGGUGCCUCAGAGUAGGUACCAACCUUAAUGCCUUUCCCAGCUCACAGAAUCACCAUCCCCGGGAUGGGGAGGGUCUUUGUCUUUGCUCUCUCUCUUUCCCCAGCAUGUAAGAGCACCUGGACCUGAGGAGGUGUUCACCAUUUGGGGAGUGACUACAUAAGAGCCAAACAGAAAUGCGUAGGGGCGCCUGGGUGGCUCAGUCGGUUAAGCGUCCGACUUCGGCUCAGGUCAUGAUCUCACGGUGUGUGAGUUCGAGCCCCGCGUCGGGCUCUGUGCUGACAGCUCAGAGCCUGGAGCCUGUUUCAGAUUCUGUGUCUCCCUCUGUCUCUGACCCUUCCCCGUUCAUGCUCUGUCUCUCUCUGUCUCAAAAAUAAAAUAAAAAUAUAAAACAAACAAGCAGGAAUGCGUACACAAUAUUAGAACCACUCAUUCAUGCAGAAGGUUUCCUUAUGAAGUAAUCCUCUGUUCUGUGACGUCACGUGGGCGCUCGUGGUCUGGUAGUAUGUUUCAAAGUCAUCCAUGGCAGGACAUCACUGUUGCAGCUGGGGCUGAUUUGUGCACAUUUACUGGGCACCAGCUGUGUACGCAUGGUGACCCACCCUCUGGGUGUCUAUAAUCAAGGAGGCAGGCCAGCCGACCGGAAACUGGAAUAUGAGAGAGACAUGCUGUUUGGGGCAACUUCGUUAACAUGAGCUUUCUACUCAACAGGUCUAUGCAGGAAAACGGUGAACUCAAAAUCGAGAGCAAGAUUGAAGAGAUUGUUGAACCACUAAGAGAGAAAAUCAGAGAUUUGGAGAAAAGCUUCACCCAGAAAUACCCGCCAGUAAAAUUUUUAUCUGAAAAGGACCGUAAAAGAAUUUUGAUAACCGGAGGAGCGGGGUUCGUGGGCUCCCACCUCACGGACAAGCUCAUGAUGGAUGGCCACGAGGUGACUGUGGUGGACAACUUCUUCACUGGCAGGAAGAGGAAUGUGGAGCACUGGAUCGGCCACGAGAACUUCGAGCUGAUUAACCACGAUGUGGUGGAGCCACUCUACAUCGAAGUUGACCAGAUAUACCACCUGGCCUCUCCGGCCUCCCCUCCAAACUACAUGUAUAACCCCAUCAAGACGCUGAAGACCAAUACGAUCGGGACGUUAAACAUGCUAGGGCUGGCAAAACGAGUCGGCGCUCGCCUGCUCCUGGCCUCCACCUCGGAGGUGUAUGGAGAUCCUGAAGUCCACCCUCAGAGUGAAGAUUACUGGGGCCACGUGAAUCCAAUAGGACCCCGAGCCUGCUACGAUGAAGGGAAGCGCGUUGCCGAGACCAUGUGCUAUGCCUACAUGAAGCAGGAAGGCGUGGAAGUGCGGGUGGCCAGGAUCUUCAACACCUUUGGGCCACGCAUGCACAUGAACGACGGCCGGGUCGUCAGCAACUUCAUCCUGCAGGCGCUACAGGGCGAGCCGCUCACGGUGUAUGGAUCCGGGUCACAGACGAGAGCGUUCCAGUACGUCAGCGAUCUGGUGAAUGGCCUCGUGGCUCUCAUGAACAGCAACGUCAGCAGCCCCGUCAACCUGGGGAACCCAGAAGAACACACAAUCCUAGAAUUUGCUCAGUUAAUUAAAAACCUUGUUGGAAGUGGAAGUGAGAUUCAGUUUCUCUCCGAAGCCCAGGAUGACCCACAGAAAAGGAAACCUGACAUCAGAAAAGCGAAGAUGAUGCUGGCAUGGGAGCCCGUGGUCCCGCUGGAGGAAGGUUUAAACAAAGCUAUCCACUACUUCCGCAAAGAACUUGAGUACCAGGCAAAUAAUCAAUACAUCCCCAAACCAAAGCCCGCAAGGAUAAAAAAAGGACGGACACGCCAUAACUGAAAACCUCACUUCUCGGGACGGGAGACUCCCUGUUUCACACUUGAUGGGAUGUAUUUUUUUUUCUUUUCUUCUUCUUCUUUUUUUUUUUUUUU
Molecule: messenger RNA, 2139 nt
Organism: Panthera uncia (snow leopard)
Lineage: Eukaryota; Metazoa; Chordata; Mammalia; Carnivora; Felidae
Gene: UXS1
Product: UDP-glucuronate decarboxylase 1
Exons: 15
Coding region: 887-2047 (386 amino acids)
Biological process (GO): D-xylose metabolic process
Cellular component (GO): cytoplasm
Molecular function (GO): UDP-glucuronate decarboxylase activity; NAD+ binding
Source: RefSeq, a predicted model, not a curated record